AUGUGUGUCACCGGCGGGGCCCGGGACACGCUCUGCGCGCUGCUAGGCAGCCACGCGAGGCAGUGCCAGAGCCACGGACUGCCCAUCCUACCGUGGAGGGAGCAGGCGGGCUGCGACCUGCCUUGUCCGGCGCACAGCCACUACGAGCUCUGCGGCUCCUCCUGCCCCGCUUCCUGCGCCGGCCCCGUCCCGGGGCUGGGCCUGGGCCCCUCCCGCUGCCCGACGCCGUGCCAGGAAGGAUGUCAGUGCGACCCCGGCUUCGUGCUGAGCGGCACCGGCUGCGUGCGCCCGGCGCGGUGCGGCUGCAGCUCCGGGGGCCGCUACUACGUGGCCGGAGAGACCUUCUGGGCGGGGCCGUCCUGCCUGCGCCGCUGCCGCUGCGACCCCGCUUCCCACACCGUGCGCUGCGCCGCCGCCGCCUGCCGGACCGGGGAGCGGUGCGGGAUGCUGCGGGGCGUCCUCGGCUGCCACCCGUUGGGCCCGGCCUCCUGCCGCGCGGCGGGCCGCUCGCAGCUCAGCACCUUCGACGGCCGCAUCUACGCGGCCCCGGCUUCGUGCGCCUUCGUCCUGUCCGAGCUGUGCGGGGCCCCGGAUCCCGCGGACCCCGCCCCGCUGCCCCCGUUCAGGGUCGAGGUCAAGAAAAGGCCCGGCCCACGGGGCCCCGAGCUGGAGGAAGUUUCGGUGCUGGUCAACGGGACCCAAGUGCGGUUCUCGAGAGCGGAGCCGGGCCUCGCGCAGGUGGACGGGGAGGCCGUGGCCUUACCCCUGCGCUUUCCCGCCGCCGGGCUGGCUCUGUACCGCGACGGCCCCUUCUCAGAGCUGCAGAGCGACUUGGGCCUGGCGGUCCGCUCAGACCUCGCUUACAGCGUCCACCUCUCCCUGCCCCCACGCUACGCGGGCCGCGUCUGCGGCCUGUGCGGGGACUUCAACGGCGAUCCGGCCGACGACCCGCGGCCCCCGCCUCCCGCGCCGAGGGGCGACCCGGCCGACGACCCGCGGCCUCCGCACCUCACGCCGAGGGGCGAGCCGGCCGACGAGCUACAGCCCCCGCAUCUCCUGCCGAGAGGCGGCCCGACCGACGACGGCCACCCCGGGAACGGCUCCCGGCGGAUGGGCCCGGCCGCCGCCCCCGGGGCCUCGAAGGCGGACCUGGCCCACGGCACGGCUGCGUGGAGCAGCGACGACUGCGACGGAGCCUGCGGGGGGGGCCCACGGGCUCUCUGCCGGCUGGUGCUGGACCCUGAGGGCCCCUUCGCCGCCUGCCACGCCCUCGUGGCCCCGGCGCCCUACGAGGAGGCCUGCGUGAGCGACGCCUGCCUGGACCCCGCCAGCGCUGAGCGGCUCCUCUGCCUGGCCGCGCGGGAUUACACCGCCUCCUGUCAGCGCGUCAACGCGAGCCUCCAGCCCUGGAGAAACGCGUCCUUCUGCGACCCCGGCUGCCCCGCACACAGCCGCUACCGGCUCUGCAGAGACCCCCGAGCGCUCCGCCUCUGUGCCGGCGCCCCGCUCCCCUCCCGCGACCGCCCCGCCUGCUCCGAGGGCUGCGCCUGCCUCGACGGGUUCCUGUGGAAUGGCCAGAGCUGCGUCCGGCCGGGACAGUGCGGCUGUGAGCAUGAAGGACGCUACUACCACGUGGGGACGUUGGUGUGGCUCCCCGGCUGCUCGAGACGCUGCAGCUGCGAAGCGGGCGCCCGGUUCCGCUGCUCGGCGGCUCGCUGCCCCGCCGGGGAGCGCUGCGCGGUGCGCCACGGCCGCCGAGGCUGCCACGGCCCCAUGGGCACCUGCUCGGCCUCGGGAGACCCGCACUACUACUCCUUCGACGGCGCCGUCACCCACUUCCAGGGCACCUGCAGCUACGAGCUGACGCGCUCCUGCGGGCCCGGCCCGAGCCCCGGCGGGCUCUCGUUCCGCGUCGUGGCCACCAACAGGCACUUCCGCAGCCGCCGCGUCUCCUUCGUCAGCCGCGUGGAAGUCUGGCUGCACGGGCCGGGCCUGGCAGCGCACGUGGUCCUGGGCCAAGGCCGGGCCCUGCAGGUGGGCGGGGCCGCAGCGGGCGCGCGCGACCCGGCGGCUCGGCGGGGAGUCCGAGUCCGGGAGCCUCCCGGUGCCGCGCCUACUUGCUCCCCCUCCCCCGUGGCCGCCCACGCUCUGUUCGGAACCGUCGACGGCAGGGCCGCGACGCCGCCGGUGCGGCUGGGCCUCCGGGCGCGCGUAACGGAGGGGCGGCAGGGCGCUGUGGCGGUGCAGGUGGACGAGGAAUUGGAGGUGCGCUUCAACGGCCGCGGUGCCGCCGUGGUCCGGGUGGCGUCGAGGUACCGUGGCCGCCUCUGUGGCAUGUGCGGGAACUUCAACGGAGAUCAGGCCGACGACAAGCUCCUGCCCAGCGGCGCCCCGGCCCCCAGCGAUGCCGCCUUCGGGAACGCUUGGCAGACGGACCCCAGCCCCGCUGGGUGCCAAAAGGAUUCGGGGGAAGGCGAGCCCUGCCCGGACCUGGCGCAGGCGCAGCAGCUCUGCUUCAUCCUCGUCAAUCGCUCUGGCCCCUUCGCCGAGUGCCAUUGGCAUGAAAGUCCCGGUCCCUACGCCCAAGCUUGCAUCUACGACCUCUGCCGCUACGGCACCGGGAACCGAAUGCAGUGUGCCGCGCUGGAACCAUAUGCAGAGCUGUGCGCCCUGCACGGGCUUCACCUACCGGACUGGAGGGAGGAGCUGGGUUGCGGGGAAGGGAGUUCCAGGCCAGAGGCAGGACGUAGGCGAGCGAUAACCGGCGAGAUCGAGGUGUAUCGCUCCCUCCCCCUGCCCCACGGCCGGGUCCGGGGAGGCGAGGCGCCGGGGGACGCGGGCGGGGGCUGCGGCGGGGCAGGUGUGACCUGCCCGCCCAACAGCUACUACGACUUCUGCGGGCCGCCCUGCCCGCCCACCUGCGGCGGGUUCAACGGCAGCGGCCUGGGCUGCGGCGGCCCGUGCAGCGCGGGCUGCUUCUGCCGCGACGGCUUCGCGCUGGAGGCGGGCGCGUGCGUGGCCCGGGCCCGCUGCGGCUGCGCGCUGCCCGGCGGCCGCUACCUGCCGCUGGGGGGCGCCGCGCUGCUGCACGACGACUGCAGCCGGCGCUGCGCGUGCCGGGCCCCGGGCGCCCUGCAGUGCGCGCCCCACGCGUGCGCGCCCGGGGAGCGCUGCCGCCUGCGCGGGGGCCGGCGGGGCUGCCACCCAACGCGCUUCGGGACCCUGUGGCUCUACGGGGAUCCGCACGUGCAGACGUUCGACGGGGCGGCGCUCCGCCUGCACGAGCCCCGACGCUUCACCCUCAGCCGCUCCUGCCGCACCCGCCGCCGCCGCCGCCGGCUCCAGCCCUUCGCCGUCGCCCUCACCGUGGGCCGCGGGCCCGGGGCGGCCGCCUGGGCGCGGCGCUUGGACGUGGACGUGCUCGGGGCGCGGCUCGGUCUGCUGGCGUGGCGACCGGGGUCGGUGGAGGUGAACGGGUCCCGGGCGAACUUACCCGUGGUCCUGGCCGGGGGACGCGUCCUCGUCUACUACAGCGGCUCGGCGGCCGUGGUCCGGACCGACGCGGGUCUGUCCGUGUCCUUCGACUGGUCGCACCACGUCUCCGUGACGGUGCCGGAGACCUACGCCGGGGCCCUGUGCGGGCUCGGGGGCGACUUCAACGGGGACCCCCGCGACGACUUCCGAGCGCCCGACGGCUCGCUGCUGGCCGACGCCGCCGCCUUCGCCGCCAGCUGGCGGGAGCCGGACGCGCCGGGCGCGGCUCCGUGCGUGGCCCCGCGCCCCGCGCCGCGCUGCGGCCGCGAAGCCCAGGCCCGAUACCGCGCCGGAGGCGCCUGCGGACUGAUCGCCGCCCAGGACGGGCCCUUCCGCGCCUGCCACCGGCCGGACGAAGCUCGGCUCCACCUAGAAAACUGCGUCCACGACUUGUGCGCCACCGGCGGGGCCCGGGACACGCUCUGCGCGCUGCUAGGCAGCCACGCGAGGCAGUGCCAGAGCCACGGAUUGCCCAUCCUACCGUGGAGGGGGCAGGCGGGCUGCGACCUACCGUGUCCGGCGCACAGCCACUACGAGCUCUGCGGCUCCUCCUGCCCCGCUUCCUGCGCCGGCCCCGUCCCGGGGCUGGGCCUGGGCCCCGCCCGCUGCCCGACGCCGUGCCAGGAAGGAUGUCAGUGCGACCCCGGCUUCGUGCUGAGCGGCACCGGCUGCGUGCGCCCGGCGCGGUGCGGCUGCAGCUCCGGGGGCCGCUACUACGUGGCCGGAGAGACCUUCUGGGCGGGGCCGUCCUGCCUGCGCCGCUGCCGCUGCGACCCCGCUUCCCGCACCGUGCGCUGCGCCGCCGCCGCCUGCCGGACCGGGGAGCGGUGCGGGAUGCUGCGGGGCGUCCUCGGCUGCCACCCUCAGCUCGUGGCCUCCCCCGGACAUUCGCGUCUGAAAAGGCGCCCCGGGUCCGACGCGCCCUGUUCAGGGCUCUUGGAGGACUUGGCUUCGGUCAGAGGGAGCGGGGCUCAGGUAAAUCCCGCUCCUGCCCCUCCAUAG
Tachyglossus aculeatus (Australian echidna) is the source of this 4536-nucleotide messenger RNA. RefSeq names its product IgGFc-binding protein-like. Bases 1 to 4536 code for a protein of 1511 amino acids. NCBI's taxonomy places the organism in Eukaryota, Metazoa, Chordata, Mammalia, Monotremata, Tachyglossidae. The transcript has 13 exons. The record is from RefSeq and is a predicted model, not a curated record. Gene Ontology annotation, molecular function: protein binding.